This is a messenger RNA of Acanthaster planci (crown-of-thorns starfish), 1032 nucleotides long. Its product is annotated as lathosterol oxidase-like. NCBI's taxonomy places the organism in Eukaryota, Metazoa, Echinodermata, Asteroidea, Valvatida, Acanthasteridae. Gene Ontology annotation, biological process: lipid biosynthetic process. The record is from RefSeq and is a predicted model, not a curated record. Gene Ontology annotation, molecular function: iron ion binding; oxidoreductase activity.
AUGUGAGAAUUACGCUCUGAAGGCGUGCGUGGAAUCUGUGGGGUAUAAAAGAACAUUUUCGUCGGACAAAAAUCAUACCACGUCUUGGAUCCUACGGAAAAGUACCGAAAAUUGUUGUUGAGGCUUGUCAUACAAUCGCCAUGGAGGACAUUCUCUACCUGGGAGACAAGUACUUUUACACUCCUUAUAUCUACCCAGAAUGGUGGCCAGAAGACGACUGGAAACGACAACUGAUAGGAAUCCUCAUCUUCAACUGGAUUGGCCAAUAUAUUUUGUAUUUCGUUCUUGGUUUGAUGGACUACAUUUUUGUCUUUGAUCAUCGACUGACGAAACAUCCUUUAUAUAUAAAGGAUCAGAUGAAGCUGGAGAUCAAAUAUUGUCUGAAAAAUAUGGUUUUCCAGACGGCUGUCUUUGCGCCUAUUUUUCUGAGUGAAGUGCGAGGUUACAGUCGCCUGCAUCAAGAAUUCAACAGGGGAAUAUUUGGACCCCUGAAUCCAUUGAUGGAGAUUAUUGGCUUUGUCCUCUUCACCGACUUCACCAAUUACUGGUUCCAUCGAUUCCUUCACCAUCGUCUGAUCUACAAGCGAUUUCACAAACAGCAUCACAUGUGGAAGGUUCCCACUCCAUUCUCUGGCUACACUCUCCACCCUGUGGACGGAUUCUUCCAGGGAAUCUCCUGGCACAUCUACCCAUUCCUCUUCCCUUUUAACAGCCGUCUCUUCCUGUGUUUCUUCCUCUUUAUUCUGACCUGGUCCAUCAGUAUCCAUGACAACCUCUGCGUCCUGCCCAAGUUUCUCCAGCCCAUCAUCAACGGAGCGGCACAUCACACCGACCAUCACAUGUACUAUAAUUACAACUAUGGUCAGUUCACCACCCUGUGGGAUCGGGUCUUUGGAUCGUAUCGGGUGCCUGGUACCCACCGCGGUAAGGGACCAUUGGAUGAUGUCCUUGCCCUAGGAGUAAAAUCCGAAAAUAUGAACAACGGCAACAGCAAUGGAAAUGCCAAGACUCUGAAGGAAGAAUAAGGUUAAA